This is a messenger RNA of Diabrotica balteata, 201 nucleotides long. NCBI's taxonomy places the organism in Eukaryota, Metazoa, Arthropoda, Insecta, Coleoptera, Chrysomelidae. The record is from the annotation of a GenBank genome assembly.
AUGGAACACUCAAUGCUAUUAUCAGAUUAUGAUCUCACUUCUACAACUGCCAAAGCCCAGAGCCCUGUUACAGUUGGACUUGCUGUAAGAGAUGUUAAAGGCGAUUUUGAACCACUUGACAUAAUAGCAUAUUCAGCCCCUCUAGAUCUACCAGAUGUUAUGAAAUCACAAGAAAACAACGACCAGGAACAAUCGUCUUGA